Molecule: messenger RNA, 4530 nt
Organism: Hypomesus transpacificus
Lineage: Eukaryota; Metazoa; Chordata; Actinopteri; Osmeriformes; Osmeridae
Gene: ccdc180
Product: coiled-coil domain containing 180
Exons: 37
Coding region: 29-4528 (1499 amino acids)
Source: RefSeq, a predicted model, not a curated record
CACGAGUCGGCAAGACUAGUUGUCAACGAUGGCUGAGUCUCGUGUGGUUCCAAGUGGAAAAGUCUACCGUCAAAUGUUUGAGGCUCAGGUACAGCUGUCAAGGACUUUACAUGAAAGUCGCAAGAGACGGGAACUGAAGGACAGUGUUCUACUUGCUAGCGGUGGUCUGUCUCGCAGUGGCAACGACUAUGGUUCUGGGCAGCAAAAGCAGCGCUGGACCAGAGCUCAAUCUGACACCAAGCGAGGCUCACAGGACAGGGCUACAAGGGACCAGCUGUUCUCGGGUUCUAGGACUCCUAGUUCGAGUGAAGAGCUGUCGAUUGAGGAGGAGAUACGAGGGCUGCCUGAUGUUAUUGUGACGGACAGACCUGCCUCUGACAUCAUCCAGAGGAUGAUGGAGAAGAAACAGAAGAACCACAGUGAGACUGUGUCCCAACUGCAUCACGACCUGUCUGUGCUCAGCCUGGAGUUCGAGAACCGAAUCAGGCAAACAGGCAAGGACGUGCUUCUCCAGCUCUCCGAGUACAACGUAAAGGUGAAGAAGCACAUGCAGGCGAUGGACGCACUGUCGGACCUGGAGCGGUUCACUCUGCAGGAUCUCCACGCCCUGUGGGAGGCGGUGAGGGAGGAGUCUGAGAAGAGGAGGAGCUGGGUUAAGAAGCUGGAUUCAACCUUCACGGAGUAUGAGUCUGAGAGAACAGCUAUGAUUGCAGCUUUACUGCGUAAAUACACGGGACUCCUGGAGAAGAUCAGCUAUGUGAUGCCUCCAGAUGUGCACCGUCUAAUGGACAGUGAAGCCAUGAUGAUUAACCAGGCUCUGCUGGCCAAUCGGAGGGCGGUGGCCAAGCUGUACCUGAACCUGAUGGAACAAGACCUGGAGAAGGAGCUGUCUGACCGACUGCACUGGGAGGACAAGCUCCAGGACUGGAAGAAGCACAAAGUCCGGGGGGUGGUCGACAGAUUCAAAGAUUUCAUGGGCACCCCUCGUAUCCAGCAGCCCCCGGAGGUGCAGGCUUCCCUGGAGCACAUGAGGGAACUGCAGCUGACCCACAACCAGCAGCGCUGCGCUGUAUUCCAGUCACUGAGUGCUUUGAUCCCUCCAAGUUGUUCAAAGAAACUGGUCACUGAGUGGUAUGAUUCUCUAACAUCUAUAAAUCAAGAGAUCGACUGUAUGCAGAUUGACCUAGUGAAGAAGCUGGCCUCCUGUUAUGAGGCCAUCUGGCAGGAGUGCUUAGCAGAGGUUGACAAAUGCAAGGAGGAGAUUUUCACCUAUGGGCUGUCAGCAGAGGAAGUCCAAACCGUUAUCAAUGCAGAGUUCCUCUCUGUCAUUGGCCGAUCCCAGAGCCAGGCAGAGGAACGCAUCGCAAGCAUGGAUAGGGCUUUUGAGGGUUUGGCCAGAAGGGUGGCGCUGUUGAGCAGGUCUGUGUUCAAGGUGUGUCGUGGUGCGGUUCACCUGUGGGAGGCUCACAGCUCCGGCCUUCAGAAAGCAGAGCAAGAGCUGCUGGAGCAGCUGGACGUGGUUCGGACCGGCCACAACCUCAACACCAAGAAGAAGGAGGCUAAUCUUGAUGUCCUGUUGGACAAACUGCGUCAGGAGAGCACAGAGGAGACGCUCGGAGCCUCUCUGGAGAAGACCCUGGCCUCCCUGGAUGAAGUCAAACAUGGAUACCUCAGCUUUCACAAGGAGGAGAUGGAGGUGGUGGACUGCUUCCCUGGGAUGGUCCUGGAGGAACUGCAGACCUACAGCUCUGCUGUCAGCCGCUUCUUCAACGUAGAGCAGACAUACAGUCUGGACCCCGAGGUGGUGCAGUCUCAGUGUCCUCUCAUAAGCCUGGAUUCGAGUGGGCGAGUUAUUGUGAAGAGGAAGAAAGUGAUUAGACAGGGGAAGAAAGGCCUACAGAGGAACCCUGACACCAACCGCCCCUCCUUCCUCUCUCUCUUCGAUGAGGACGCUCCCGACUCCUACGUGGAGCUGUGGGAUUCUCAGUCCAAGGAGGUGUUUGUCACCAGGAGGGGCCAGCGCUACAGCAGCUUGUCCUGGGUGUGUCCGCAGGAAGGGGACCCUGCCUCCAGCUGUCACCCAGACACACAGCUGGUCUCCUUCCCCGCCUCCCUGCUCUGCCAGUUGCUCACAGACGUGCGUUUGGCGUACUUUGACCACCUGGAGGAGAGGUUUGACUCCGCUCUGAGCAACAGCAUGGUGGUGUUGGCAGCCCGGAAGGAGGCCAUGCAGGCAGAGCACGAGCUCCGCAUGCACCUGCACCAGCCCCGCGCUCGCAGGAUCGAGAUGGACGUCCACAACGCACGGGCCACGGAGCUGGUGGUGCACAGAGAGCGCGUGGACAGGCACUGUAAGGGCGUGCUGCAGGCUCUGGUGGACUACAGGGCAGACUUCCAGGAGCUGCAGGUCCGUCAGAACAAGCUGACGGAAGACUUCAAGACCCAGAUCUACAGUCUGGAGGACGUGUUUGUCAGCGCCACCAAGUCUGACGUGCUGGUGGGUCUGUGUGCGACGCUGCAGACCAGCCUGGACAAGCAUGUGGAGGUGAUCCAGAUGUCCCAGAGGCAGUUCAGACACUCCCUGGAGGCCAAGCUGGAGGGACUGAGGCAGGGCAACGCCAAGCUGCUCACCUCCUUCAAGCUGUUCUCUGAGGGAGGGAACUUCACCCCUAAGGAGAUUGAGGUGUAUCACAAGCGUCUGGAGAAGAUGACCAAGCGCAUCGACGCCACCGAGGAGAACGUCGUCCUCGACAUGGACGUGACGGAGUCCAAGUGUCUGGACCAGGCGAAAGACGUGGUCAGCAAGUUUGAGGAGAAGUUCCACUAUCUGGCCGUGGACAUGAAGUUCCUGGAGAAAAUCCAGUCGAUGCUGACCAACACUCAGGUUCAGAUCAAGAGUGAGGCCUGCAAGUGCAACACACAGAAGAGGAAGAUCAGCGCCCUGCUGCUUGAGCGGGAGGAGAUGAUCCAUCCCUAUGCAGGACCAGAGAAGGCGGUCAGUAUGGAGGUCUUCACCUCUAACUGGUCUGUGCUGGAGGAGCUCAAGGCUCGCUGUCAGUAUCUGGAGUGUUUUCUGGACCCCUCCAUGGCGACGCCGCUCCCAGACUGUCCCCUCCAGGGCUCGUUCGCGGUGGCCGCCCGGCACAAGGCCCGCAGGCAGGAGAAGACGGGGAUCCCGGCCCUGGCUGAGAGCCUGCUGCAGCCCAGCCGCAUGGGGGUCUCCUUCCUGGACGACCCUGCUGUGGGGCUGGUCAAAGGCCUGCUGAGGUUCAGCAAACCCACACCUCCUCAGGAAUUCCGUUCAGAGGCAGGGGAGAGAGGAUCUGCUGCUGCCACAGUCCGGUUGCCGUCUCCUGUUGGCUCAGGUCAGAAGCAGGGAAAGAUCCACAGUCAGCUCGCCUUGGACGCGCUCCACAGACAGUCUUCUGAGUCAGUCAGCGCUCAGAGUGUGAGAAGAUUCUCCAAACCAACCCGCUUUGAUAAGAGGUUCCACGUGUUCGGCUCCAAACCAGACGACGACGCCAUAGCUACCUUCAAGUCUGUCGUGGCCGCUGUCCUGUGGAAGACCAACGACAUCCUACUGCUGCUGGCAGAGGACUUCUAUAAGAAGAAGGACCGACGUCAGGUGACACGCCCCCAGUACCUGCAGGACACCUUCGAGCUGUGUGCUGAGGACAUCAACAAGAGGCUGCUGGCCUAUCAGAGCCAAGCUCAUGACUACCUCAACGACUGUGUCCAAGAGUUCCGUCAGCAGCUGGAAGACUUUGAAGGGUGCCUGUCCAAGCUUCCGGAAGUGCUGGUCUGUAACCUGGAGCAACAGCACCUGACCAGCCUAGACCAGGAAGCGGGCAGGAUCCGCCAGAGCCUACAGUGCACCCUGCAGGCCAGCGAGGACAUGAAGAAGGAGCACGCUAGGAAGCUGAGUGUGCGCCUGAGCCACCCAGCCUGUGAGGCAGAGCUGCAGGCCCUGAGCCAAUCAGAAGCCGGCAGGCAGAAGAAGCUGGCCGAGGACAUACACAACUCUCAGCUAGAGCUACAGGCGAGUUUGAGGAAACAGGGAGAGGAGUUUGUGUCCUCGCUGGCCUCCCUGACAGAGAACCUGCUGUUCCAGAUGGACAACCUCCUGACGGUGGACCGGGUCCUGCCUGGACAUGCCGAGAUGAAAAAAGAGAACGUCACGACCUUGCUUCGUCGUAAACAGGCCGACACUCUGCAGGAGAAGUCUGAGGCAGCUCCCCUCCAGAGAGGCAGCAGGACUUGGCCAGGGAUCGCUCAUUUUACAACAAGUCCGGACGAACCAGCUAUGGCCAAGACCAUAACCGCCUCCAUCACCACAGCGACAACCACUCUGGGCCACCUGAGAACGGUCGAGGCUCGGGACUCAGCAUACCAGAAAUAUGAACAGCGCUACAGGAAGGUGCUGGAGCAGGCUGUGGAGGAGAAUCGGGCACAGCAGAGGGAGUUGCAGCUUUGGGUGGAACACUGGAAUGGCCAACUGACCACCCUCGCACAGAUCAACGCUGAAUAGAG